CACAUGUACACACUACGAUAAUGUGCAUUAUUAAGCGUACGGAGGUGACGAGUCACAUCAUUAUAACAACUCGCGAACUCACGCGAGUCAGCUGAGAGAAUUAUUGCGAUUUGCUGAUAUCAGUCAGUCAACGUAGAUGUGUGGCGUGUGCUGAGUUUGUUGACCAAGUGCUACGAGUUUUCAUUUUAUUUUUGGUGUUGUCUCGCUUGUUUGGAGUAACAAGUGUAUUUGGUGGAAAUUCUUACGAUCGUCGAAGACUUCAAAAACUUAAAUUAAACAUGAACAAUUCAUCGGAUCCUAGACGGCCCGACCGCGAGAUUCGCUACAAGCCGCCGACGGGCACGCAGAUAUCGGCCGGGGAGGACUUCACCCCAGACUACAUGAACAUCAUCGGCAUGAUCUUUAGCAUGUGCGGUCUAAUGAUGAGGCUGAAGUGGUGCGCGUGGGUGGCCCUUUACUGCUCGUGCAUCAGUUAUGCCAAUUCAAGGAUGAGCGACGACACAAAGCAAAUCCUCAGUAGCUUCAUACUGUCAAUAUCUGCCGUAGUGAUGUCGUAUCUGCAGCAUCCCACGCCUAUGAUUCCACCCUGGAGCCAAUACGCUUCUUAGAUGAGAGACAAUUGAGACUUGAUAAAAUGUAAACUUAUUAUAAUCGUCUAUUUGAGUAUACAGAUUAGUGUGUGUAAAUAAAAAAAUAUAUCAUUGUUCGUUUAGGAAAAUUUGUCUCUUUUUCUGUGUUGUCAAGAUGUAAUACUUUUUUUACACAAGAACAAAGAAUGAAUUUAACUAUGGAUUCGGUGUUAAAUGUUUAAACAGAAAAUAUAGUUGGUGAGAUUCUAUUAAAUGCAAAAUUAGUAAAUGGAAAGCAAAUUAGCUUUUUAAGAAUUCAAACCAAAUAAUCAACGAAUAAAAAGUUGAAUUGUUCAUUUUGA
Trichogramma pretiosum is the source of this 931-nucleotide messenger RNA. Its product is annotated as protein Asterix. The record is from RefSeq and is a predicted model, not a curated record. Gene Ontology annotation, molecular function: protein folding chaperone. NCBI's taxonomy places the organism in Eukaryota, Metazoa, Arthropoda, Insecta, Hymenoptera, Trichogrammatidae. Gene Ontology annotation, cellular component: endoplasmic reticulum membrane. The transcript is spliced from 2 exons. Bases 279 to 608 code for a protein of 109 amino acids. Gene Ontology annotation, biological process: protein insertion into ER membrane.